AUUUUUGGAAAAAAAUUUGUUAUCAGUGUGGUGAAUUUUAUUAAAUUUUCGUUUUAAAAUCGAGAAGAAUUACGUUUUUAAUGCCGUAAUUGAAUGAUAUUCUUGAUUUUCGAGAAGUCUACGUCGCCGUAAAUUUGAACAGAAUUCCACUGUACGUGAAAAUAAUAUGAAAAACUUGUAAUACCGAUGUCCACUAAGAAGAGAAGUAUUGACCAAACUUCAGAUUCUUUACCAUAUAAAGUUGUCGAUAGCACUAGACAAACAAAAUAUGGUGUCGUAGCAUCCUCGUACCAAGAUUUAAUCGAUAAAGCUGGCGAAAAAUUCGGCACAUCUUUUACCAAGGUGCUUUUAGAAGAAGAUGGCACAAUUGCCGAUGCAGAAUACUUUGAAACUUUACCAGCUAACACAUGUCUAAUGUUACUGAAGAAUAACGAAGAGUGGGUUCCAGUAUCUCAUAGUUACUUUCAGAAUACGGAGAAUCAAGACUUGACUGAUGGCGUGAAUAAUCCUCGUUUAGUAGAAAUACUAACUCGUUUGAGAAACGAUAUAAGUUACCUUCCACUACUACGAAUCGAAGAUUUAGAAUUACUCACAGAAAUGGAUGUAGAUAGCUUCGGAGAUAUUCCUGAUAAAAAAUUCCUAGAACUAAUUCAAGAAGCCAGUAUUAGAUUUCUUAACGAUAAAAGAGAUGCCAAAGAUGCAAUAGAUGCUUUACGAUUCUUGAAAACGUACUACCCGAGUAUCGAAUCCAACAGCAAAUGAGAUACGAUAAAUCAUCAGUGAGAUUUUCGAUGGCAGAACGUUGAAAUUUUGGAUUCAUUUUGUUGCUAUUGUUCGGAAAUAUUGUUUGUAAUACAUUUUUUGUUUUAAUGUCGAAA
Molecule: messenger RNA, 878 nt
Organism: Planococcus citri (citrus mealybug)
Lineage: Eukaryota; Metazoa; Arthropoda; Insecta; Hemiptera; Pseudococcidae
Product: DNA fragmentation factor subunit alpha-like
Exons: 4
Coding region: 187-762 (191 amino acids)
Biological process (GO): regulation of apoptotic process; apoptotic process
Source: RefSeq, a predicted model, not a curated record